Molecule: messenger RNA, 693 nt
Organism: Penicillium brevicompactum
Lineage: Eukaryota; Fungi; Ascomycota; Eurotiomycetes; Eurotiales; Aspergillaceae
Exons: 1
Coding region: 1-693 (230 amino acids)
Source: RefSeq, a predicted model, not a curated record
AUGGGAACCCCUUCUUGUGGUAUUUCAAUCAACAUUUUCGGCCGCGGUGAUAUUGCCUUCGGCGAUGGGCCCUCUCACAUGGGAAUCGCCAUCUAUGAACUUGGCUCCUCAACAUGCGAAAUGUAUCACAUACGCAACCCAUCAGACGAAGUCUUCAUCUUUGACCCGCGGACACAGCCGAUGGAAGACUCGACCCUCAAAGGACGCUGCGAGCUGGUCUUACUCUCUUCACAACAGCAGCAACAUGCCGCCAGCCUGCUUUCUUUGUUCGGUGACGAUAAAUCAAAUAUUGCUGAGUUCGGCAUCGGAAAUUGUCAAGAUUGGGUUGCCGGUGCUGUUGGACUCCUCGAAGAGGCCGGUGUUUUUUCUCCUGGCGAGGGACAAUUCUGGAAGAGCAUGAUCAAUAGAAGAUCAGAGGAGAUGAAAAUCCAAUGUCUUCAGGCAGGCAAACAUUGGAUUGAUGGGCCAGAGUCAACCCACGAAGGGGAGCCUGAUGCAAGGUUUGCGGAUAAUCAGCGAGAUGAAAUGAAACCGAUUGGAAAGUUGACUCAGAACGAUGCAUUUCGAGCGCGAAUGCAAUCGCUUCUGGGUGCUAAUGGUGGCGGAGAGAACCAUCAAAAAGAGGAACCUGCGGGACGGUCUGUUUAUGUCUCUAGUCCUUUCUUUAGUAAGACGAAACAGGACGAGAGUUGA